Molecule: messenger RNA, 1061 nt
Organism: Morus notabilis
Lineage: Eukaryota; Viridiplantae; Streptophyta; Magnoliopsida; Rosales; Moraceae
Product: major latex allergen Hev b 5
Exons: 2
Coding region: 90-584 (164 amino acids)
Source: RefSeq, a predicted model, not a curated record
ACCACACUAGCUAGCAAUCAAGCAUUCUUUGUUUUCCCAACAACCUUUAUUAUUCUUUUCUGUCCUUUUUUUUUUUUUUUACUUCAAAUAUGGCCACCGCUGAGGUUUCACCAGCAGCAGCAGCAACACCAGUGCCAGAGAACGAGACUACUGAGACGAUCAAGGUUGAGGAGACAAAACCAGAGGAGCCAGAGGCCGCCCCGGAAGCACCCGCCCCAACCAGUACAGAAGAAGACAAGGAAGUGCCUGCAGAGGCCGCGGAGCAACCCGCGGCUGCUGUAGCAGAAGCCCCGCCGGCUGAAGCAGCGGAGACCAAGGACGAGGAGGUGAAAGCGGAAGAGCCUGCGGUUGAGGAAGAACCAGUUGCAGCUGAGAAAAUAGUCGAAGAGACUCGAGAAGUUAAAGAAGAAGAGGCUGCAGCCCCAGCUGAGGAGAGCAAAGAAGAGACCUCAGAAACAGCCGCAACUGAGGCGACUGCUGCAGAAGAAGAGAAAGAACCCGCAGCUCCUGUUGAAGCAGCAGAAGAGGCCUCCACAGAUGUUCCAGUUGAGACAGAUGUUCCAGUUGAGAAGAUAGAGGAAUAGAUACGAUCAUGGUUUUAUGAUGAAACGGAUUAGUUUGUUGGGGGGGGCUUAUCGAUCUUUUUUCUAGGUUGCAUGUCAAAGUCUGUCACCUUUUCUUUUCUUCUUCUUUUCACCUUUUUCUUUUACUUCAUUCACUAGUUUAUAUGGUUUUAGUUAAAGCAAAGCAAAGCAUCGGAUGAGGUUUGGAAUUUGGAUGCUGCAGUUAUUAUAAGCACUUUGGGUCCAAGUCAGCAUACUCGCCAUGCAUGUGGAGAAUAUAUAUUUAUAUAUGUAUCUUUUUGAGUGGCGAAGAGGUGGAAAAUUAGAAAACCCCUAUUUUUAGAUGGGGGAUAUUGCAUGUAUUACUAUAAGAUUUGAAGGUGUGUGGAUCGGUGGGGGGUGGGUAUGGCUCUUGGAUUCAGAAGAGUUGGAAAUGAGUUUGAUAUGGUGUGAUGAGAUGUGAUUUUUGUUUGGUUUGAAUAAAUUUUUAUUUCUUUA